Messenger RNA from Homo sapiens (human), 2052 nucleotides. RefSeq names its product intercellular adhesion molecule 3 (gene ICAM3). Bases 1111 to 1971 code for a protein of 286 amino acids. NCBI's taxonomy places the organism in Eukaryota, Metazoa, Chordata, Mammalia, Primates, Hominidae. The record is from RefSeq and is marked reviewed. Gene Ontology annotation, biological process: cell adhesion; cell-cell adhesion mediated by integrin; cell-cell adhesion. Gene Ontology annotation, cellular component: membrane; plasma membrane. Gene Ontology annotation, molecular function: integrin binding. The transcript is spliced from 6 exons.
CUCUGUCAGAAUGGCCACCAUGGUACCAUCCGUGUUGUGGCCCAGGGCCUGCUGGACUCUGCUGGUCUGCUGUCUGCUGACCCCAGGUGUCCAGGGGCAGGAGUUCCUUUUGCGGGUGGAGCCCCAGAACCCUGUGCUCUCUGCUGGAGGGUCCCUGUUUGUGAACUGCAGUACUGAUUGUCCCAGCUCUGAGAAAAUCGCCUUGGAGACGUCCCUAUCAAAGGAGCUGGUGGCCAGUGGCAUGGGCUGGGCAGCCUUCAAUCUCAGCAACGUGACUGGCAACAGUCGGAUCCUCUGCUCAGUGUACUGCAAUGGCUCUCAGAUAACAGGCUCCUCUAACAUCACCGUGUACAGGCUCCCGGAGCGUGUGGAGCUGGCACCCCUGCCUCCUUGGCAGCCGGUGGGCCAGAACUUCACCCUGCGCUGCCAAGUGGAGGAUGGGUCGCCCCGGACCAGCCUCACGGUGGUGCUGCUUCGCUGGGAGGAGGAGCUGAGCCGGCAGCCCGCAGUGGAGGAGCCAGCGGAGGUCACUGCCACUGUGCUGGCCAGCAGAGACGACCACGGAGCCCCUUUCUCAUGCCGCACAGAACUGGACAUGCAGCCCCAGGGGCUGGGACUGUUCGUGAACACCUCAGCCCCCCGCCAGCUCCGAACCUUUGGUGAGAGAAGGGGCUUCAGACGGUGGGUGACGAGCUGAGCCAGGGUAGACGGUGCCCUGACCUUGGGGUUCCUGAGAGUGGGGUACCCCGGACCUCACAGGCUUCUGGGAAGGAAAGCCCCCGGCCACUGGGCAAGGUGGCCCCGGAAGGGAGGCCCGAGCCGUGGGAUCUUUGAAGAAGGCCGUUUUCAUGGCCCUGUGUGUGUGUCCUGUGAAGAAGGGUGACCCAGUCAGCAAGAUAUCCUGACUGGGGGGGAUGAGGGUGUCCUGGGGAAGGCACAGUCCUGGGGGUUGUACUAUGCCCACCUUUCUCCCCAGUCCUGCCCGUGACCCCCCCGCGCCUCGUGGCCCCCCGGUUCUUGGAGGUGGAAACGUCGUGGCCGGUGGACUGCACCCUAGACGGGCUUUUUCCAGCCUCAGAGGCCCAGGUCUACCUGGCGCUGGGGGACCAGAUGCUGAAUGCGACAGUCAUGAACCACGGGGACACGCUAACGGCCACAGCCACAGCCACGGCGCGCGCGGAUCAGGAGGGUGCCCGGGAGAUCGUCUGCAACGUGACCCUAGGGGGCGAGAGACGGGAGGCCCGGGAGAACUUGACGGUCUUUAGCUUCCUAGGACCCAUUGUGAACCUCAGCGAGCCCACCGCCCAUGAGGGGUCCACAGUGACCGUGAGUUGCAUGGCUGGGGCUCGAGUCCAGGUCACGCUGGACGGAGUUCCGGCCGCGGCCCCGGGGCAGCCAGCUCAACUUCAGCUAAAUGCUACCGAGAGUGACGACGGACGCAGCUUCUUCUGCAGUGCCACUCUCGAGGUGGACGGCGAGUUCUUGCACAGGAACAGUAGCGUCCAGCUGCGAGUCCUGUAUGGUCCCAAAAUUGACCGAGCCACAUGCCCCCAGCACUUGAAAUGGAAAGAUAAAACGAGACACGUCCUGCAGUGCCAAGCCAGGGGCAACCCGUACCCCGAGCUGCGGUGUUUGAAGGAAGGCUCCAGCCGGGAGGUGCCGGUGGGGAUCCCGUUCUUCGUCAACGUAACACAUAAUGGUACUUAUCAGUGCCAAGCGUCCAGCUCACGAGGCAAAUACACCCUGGUCGUGGUGAUGGACAUUGAGGCUGGGAGCUCCCACUUUGUCCCCGUCUUCGUGGCGGUGUUACUGACCCUGGGCGUGGUGACUAUCGUACUGGCCUUAAUGUACGUCUUCAGGGAGCACCAACGGAGCGGCAGUUACCAUGUUAGGGAGGAGAGCACCUAUCUGCCCCUCACGUCUAUGCAGCCGACAGAAGCAAUGGGGGAAGAACCGUCCAGAGCUGAGUGACGCUGGGAUCCGGGAUCAAAGUUGGCGGGGGCUUGGCUGUGCCCUCAGAUUCCGCACCAAUAAAGCCUUCAAACUCCCUAA